Molecule: messenger RNA, 1262 nt
Organism: Sesamum indicum (sesame)
Lineage: Eukaryota; Viridiplantae; Streptophyta; Magnoliopsida; Lamiales; Pedaliaceae
Product: S-adenosyl-L-methionine-dependent methyltransferases superfamily protein
Biological process (GO): ubiquinone biosynthetic process
Cellular component (GO): mitochondrion
Molecular function (GO): 2-methoxy-6-polyprenyl-1,4-benzoquinol methyltransferase activity
Source: RefSeq, a predicted model, not a curated record
GAAUAAGCAAAAAGAGGAGAAGAAGAAGAAAUUGUUUUUUAAUCUUCGCACCAAACACUCUCAUCGUUUCAGAGAGUCCCUGUAUUUAGAUUUAUUUUAUUUUAUUUUGUUAAAAUAUUUUCGGAUUGAGCUGAGCGAUCACCUCUUGGCAUUUUCAUGGCGUUGAGGUCGAUUUAUCGUGGCUUGAGGAAGAGUAAUUUUCUGUCGCCGCUAUGUAAUUCGUGCGCGCAUUUACACUCCCAUGCCACCAGUUUCGGAUUUAAGGAAGUCAGGGAGGAGGAAAAGAGUCAACUGGUUGGCAAUGUUUUCACGAGUGUCGCCUCGAGUUAUGAUGUAAUGAAUGAUUUGAUGAGUGGUGGUCUGCAUAGAUUAUGGAAAGAAAGAUUGGUCUCCGAGUUGAAUCCAUUUCCAGGAAUGAAGCAUCUUGAUGUGGCUGGUGGAACGGGGGAUGUGGCUUUCAGAAUCCUCGAACAUAUUAAUAGUGUUGGACAUAGAGCAAUGCGAGAUACUGAGGAUGAUAAUCUACUGGAAGAGACUAAAAUUUUUGUCUGUGAUAUUAACCCUAAUAUGUUAAAUGUGGGCAAAAAGAGAGCCCAAGAGAGAGGUCUUGGAGACAAUAAAUCUCUCGUUUGGGUUGAAGGAGAUGCGGAAGCACUAAAAUUUGAAGAUGAUUCAAUGGAUGGUUAUACGAUUGCAUUCGGGAUUAGGAAUGUUACACAUAUAGAAAAAGCUCUUGCAGAAGCUCAUAGGGUACUUAAACGGGGAGGAAGAUUUCUUUGCCUUGAACUGAGCCAUGUGGAAAAUCCAAUCUUUAAACAGUUGUAUGAUUACUACUCAUUCUCGAUCAUUCCAGCAUUAGGGGAGCUGGUUGCUGGUGAUCGUGAAUCUUACCAGUAUCUGGUUGAGAGUAUUCGCCGUUUUCCCUCACAGGAGAAAUUUGCUGCAAUGAUUGCGGAGGCAGGGUUUCAGAAGGUUGAGUAUGAAAACCUUGUGGGAGGAGUAGUAGCUAUCCAUUCUGGGCUCAAGUUUUAGGAGUGGUGCAUUCAGUCUGAUCCAUGUUUCCUGGUUCCUUCUUUUGACGCAAAUGGCAUUCAGAAUUUUUGUAGAAACUCUAAUGGAAACUUUGCGAAGGGGGUAUCACUCCACGUAAAUCGUGAAUUUUGUCAUAAGCAUUUCCUGAUAAGGAUUUGGUGUCACUUGUACCCCUAUUUGAGGGCCUCGCAAUUUACUGUUAGUUGGUUCCCUUCUGCUUUUCCUUCUAA